This is a messenger RNA of Paraglomus brasilianum, 642 nucleotides long. NCBI's taxonomy places the organism in Eukaryota, Fungi, Glomeromycota, Glomeromycetes, Paraglomerales, Paraglomeraceae. The record is from the annotation of a GenBank genome assembly.
AUGGAUGUCACAAUCAUUUUUCAGUCUAUUCAAACUGAAGUCUUCUAUUGUUUUGAGAAUCUUAAUCUCAAUUCUGGGAGUUAUGAUGAUUUCUCAAUUCAAUUACAAUCUUCUAAAACAUGGUACCUAGCAGAUGGUAUUAUAUCCCCCAAGUUAGUCCCAGCAAAAACAAUAGUUGCUCUGGAGCCAAAAGGCACAGUUAGAGAUGAAUUUCAAGAAUUCGACAAGGUUCUUGUACUGAGAUUUAACAUGUCACCUUGGACAUUAGAGGAGUUAUCAUUUUGUCAGAAACACAUUUUCCCAGAUGUGCCAGAAGACAUAAUGCAAGCUCUUUAUUUCAAGGUGGGUGGUGUGCCAGGAUGCAUUUUUUGGAGAGUUGAAAUCUCAUUGCAAUACUUUGAUCCAAAAACACCUGAGGGGAAGGAGAAGAUUAUAGACAAAACUUUUGAACAUGUUAAACGUGCUAUUUUGCAAGUUAACAACUUCAAUGACCUUAUGUUAUGCUUUACUGAAAAUGCCCAUUUUAUUCAAUAUAGUAGUUGUCUUGUUCACCGGUGGGCUGAUUCUUCUUAUGAUAAUUAUCACCUCAAAUGGGCUUCACGUUAUAUAAAUGAUGAAAUCGAGAAAAAACUAGAGGAAUAG